Messenger RNA from Globicephala melas (long-finned pilot whale), 2502 nucleotides. It is a transcript of the gene PTGR2, whose product is annotated as prostaglandin reductase 2. Gene Ontology annotation, biological process: prostaglandin metabolic process. Lineage: Eukaryota; Metazoa; Chordata; Mammalia; Artiodactyla; Delphinidae. The record is from RefSeq and is a predicted model, not a curated record. Gene Ontology annotation, molecular function: 15-oxoprostaglandin 13-reductase [NAD(P)+] activity.
GAGCCGAGGUCUAGUCGUGCGCCUGCGUACUGAGAUCGGAGGGCCGCGGUCGUGCGGCGAACCCCUCGCCAGCUCUGCAAACCUCGCGAGAUUUCCUCCCGAGCUCCUUGGCGGAGUUAUUUUAUACAGAAGUCUUGUGAGACCACUGUGCAAACAAGGUGAUGAUUGUACAAAGAGUGGUAUUGAAUUCCCGACCUGGAAAAAAUGGUAAUCCAGUGGCAGAAAAUUUCCGAAUAGAAGAAGUAAACUUGCCAGAUAAUAUCAAUGAAGGACAAGUACAAGUCAGAACUCUUUACCUUUCUGUGGAUCCUUACAUGCGUUGUAGAAUGAAUGAAGACACUGGCAGUGACUAUAUAUCACCUUGGCAGCUGUCUCAGGUGGUUGAUGGUGGAGGUAUUGGGAUUAUAGAAGAAAGCAAACACACAAAUUUUACUAAAGGCGAUUUUGUGACUUCUUUCUGUUGGCCCUGGCAAACCAAGGUUAUUCUAGAUGGAAAUAUCCUUGAAAAGGUAGACCCACAGCUUGUGGAUGGACACCUUUCAUACUUUCUUGGAGCUAUAGGGAUGCCUGGUUUGACUUCCUUGAUUGGGAUACAGGAAAAAGGUCAUAUAACUGCUGAAUCUAAUCAGACAAUGGUUGUUAGUGGAGCUGCUGGUGCUUGUGGAUCCUUAGCUGGGCAGAUUGGCCAUUUGAUGGGCUGUUCCAGAGUUGUGGGAAUUUGUGGAACACCUGAGAAGUGCCUCCUUUUGACCUCAGAACUGGGCUUUGAUGCUGCAAUUAAUUAUAAAGAGGGGAGUGUGGCAGAACAGCUCCGUGAAUUAUGCCCCUCUGGAGUGGAUGUUUACUUUGACAAUGUUGGAGGUGACAUCAGUGAUACAGUGAUAAGUCAGAUGAAUCAGAACAGCCACAUCAUCCUAUGUGGUCAAAUUUCUCAGUACAACAAAGAUGUGCCUUAUCCUCCUCCACUACCCUCUGCUGUAGAAGCAAUCCGGAAAGAAAGAAACAUCACAAGAGAAAGAUUUCUGGUGUUAAAUUUUAAGGACAAAUUUGAGCCUGGUAUUCUCCAGCUGAGUCAGUGGUUUAAAGAAGGAAAGCUAAAGAUCAAAGAGACUAUGAUAAAUGGAUUGGAAAACAUGGGAGCUGCAUUCCAGUCCAUGAUGACAGGAGGUAACAUCGGAAAGCAGAUAGUUUGCAUUUCAGAAGAAACCUCUUUGUUAUCUCUGUAAACAUCUUCAUUAAGGAAAUACACAGAUUGCUUUCCGUUUUGCACAAAGAUUUCAAGAUACAUUUAAAAAACCCUUAAGAGUACAGAUACCUUUUGAUUUAAAUGUGAUCAUAGGUGAUAUUUUCUUAGCUGCAUAACAUAAUUCUUUCCUGUGUCUUCAAUAUCAUAUAUGUAUUCUUCAUCCAAUAUGAUUAUUUACAAUAAUAGAUUGAAGUCAAUAUGACCUAUUUUUCCUUCUUUUGCUAAAACUAAUAUUACAUGAAAUUUAUAUCAGAUAUUCUGAAACCACUGGAGAUUUGAUGUAACUGUUUAAUAGAUCAUACAAAAGAUUUUUUAAAUAACUUUUAUUAACUUCAUAAGUUGUAUUUAAAAUAGAAUACUUGAGAAGGCACUUAGUAAAUAUUGAACUGGACAUGCUUUACGUAAUUCUUUUUUUUUUUUUUUUUUUGCUUUACGUAAUUCUUGAACUGAAGCUUGGUGAAGAAUAAAUUGGGAUGGUCUUUCCAUAUUAUAGAUGGAAGAGGGACUUAAUUGCAGGGUGUGUGUAGGAGUUUUGGGGAAUUCAGAGCUUGUGGAACAGUUUUUGGGAGAGGAGAGCAGAGGCUUUGUGUUGGGAGUAGUAUGAUAAAUUAAAUAACUGAGGUUGGUUAGGUUGAUGGAGAGACUAGAUUUACUACAGAAGAUAUGUGUUUUGCCAAGUAGUUCACAGUAUAGCCUAAAAACUCAAAUAUAUAUUGAUAAAAGCCUAUGUUUAUUUUAGGUUAGCAGGCACAUACUGUCAAAUAGUUACAAAGAUUUCGAGGGCAAAUAGAUAUAGACAUCAAUUCAAGUUUUAAAUGAUGAAAAAGAUUUAAACAACAAAUACAGCUUCGGGCUUCCCUGGUGGCGCAGUGGUUGAGAGUUCACCUGUCGAUGCAGGGGACGCAGGUUCGUGCCCCGGUCCGGGAAGAUCCCACAUGCCUCGGAGCGGCUAGGCCCGUGAGCCAUGGCCACUGAGCCUGCGCGUCCGGAGCCUGUGUUCCGCAACAGGAGAGGCCACAACAGUGAGGCCCGCGUACCACAAAAAAAAAAAACAAAAACAAAUACAGCUUCAGAAAAUGACAGAACUGAAUGAGCAAAGUAACAAAUGGUCAUAAACAUGGAUGUUCAAGACCUAUUAAUGUACCUCUAAAUAAGAGCAUUUGUUUUAUUAAUUGUAAUCAACCCUUUAAUACAGUAAAAUUGAGGAUAUUUUCUGAGUGUUGUGCUGGCUUAUGGUCAGCUGUUUACAAACUGCA